AUGGGAAUCUUCCCUCUUCAAAAGUAACCCAUUAUCUCAUGAGCCAAAAGGCCUAAAAGCAUUACCUUAAACUUGUGUGAAUGCAUUGUUAUGUCUAAGGCUGCCUUGCACAUGAAGUUUAGAACCUUUGUUAUCUCCACUUUUCUUCAUUACAACCCACAACUCCACUACCAACCCAACAUCUCUCUGCGCCUGAUCUGUAUCGAGAUAUAUAUAUAUAUAUACAUAUUUCCAACAUCUCUGUAUUGUUCUUCUGCAUGGAGGUUUCUUUAAGUGAAAGUCAUUAUUAGUAUUAUGGCUACCAUUCGGAAGCUGAUAGUUGAGGUAGUGGAUGGUCGGAAUCUUUCGCCGAAGGAUGGGCAGGGGACGUCCAGUCCGUAUGCGAUUGUGGACUUCUGUGGGCAGCGAAAGCGGACCAAGACGGUGGUGCGGGACUUGAACCCCACCUGGAAUGAGGUCUUGGAGUUUAAUGUGGCGUCGGGGGCUUUGGAGUUGUUCGGGGACACGAUUGAGGUUGAUGUUUUGCAUGAUCGGAGCUAUGGCCAUACACGUAGAAACAACUGUUUGGGUAGGAUUAGAUUGAGUUCUAGGCAGUUUGUUAAGAAAGGUGAGGAGGCUUUGAUCUACUUCCCUUUGGAGAAGAAGAGCUUCUUUAGUUGGACUCAGGGCGAUAUCGGUUUCAAAAUUUAUUAUGUGGAUGAGGAAGUGCCUUCGCAGCCACCGGUACUGGAGGAAGUUAAGCCACCUGAGGCAGUGCCGCCGCCUGCAGCUGAUUCCGGAACCACUGACGCUUCCGCAGCUCCUCCUCCCAAGACUGAAGCAGUGCCGCCAGCUGAACCUGAACGUGCAGCAUCUGAUCCGCCAAAAUCUAGUGAAGAACAACCGCCGGCUCCACCACCUGUGGAAGCUGCACCUCCAGCCGAAGAACCUGCACCACCUUCGGAAAAUCCCACCCCUGAAGCAGAAAAACAGCCGGAAUCUGAGCCACCGCCGCCACCACAGGAAGGAACACAGGAUAAGAUGGAGGCAUGCCCACGAGACGUAGAGCAAUCAAAUGCAGAAACCGAAGCUCCAGUUCCCAAAUGGGUACCGUCGCCGCAGGUCAUGGCAUCUAUAGAAAACAGAUCGGCUGCUCCGCAAGUGAAAUUCGCCCCAUUCGAGCCAGUUCACCGGCCACUGUCUUCCGGCAACUUCAAGGCCGAUCUGCCGGGGACAGUUUCAAUCGAACGGACCUCUUUCGAUCUCGUUGAGAAAAUGCACUACAUAUUCGUCAGAGUCGUGAAAGCUCGAUCUCUACCCACUAAAGGAAAUCCGGUGGUGACGAUAGCAGUUUCCGGAAGCCACGUCAGCUCCAAACCAGCCCUGAAAAGUACAAGCUUCUUUGAGUGGGACCAGACAUUCGCUUUCGGCCGUGAGACACCAGAAUCUACUUCCCUUCUUGAAGUCUCAGUGUGGGACCCUCGACUCUCAAAUCCAUCCGACGUGGCAGGAGAUGGUUUCUUAGGCGGCAUCUGCUUUGACGUGGCGGAGAUUCCACUGCGGGAUCCACCUGACAGCCCACUAGCCCCACAGUGGUACCGAAUCGAAGGUGGUGCAGCCGAAAACGGCGUUCUGAUGCUCGCCACGUGGAUCGGCACUCAAGCUGAUGAAUCGUUUCCUGAAGCAUGGAUUACUGACGCAGCCGGUAGCGUUCACUCGAAAUCUAAAGUAUACCAAUCUCCCAAAUUGUGGUACCUUAGAAUCACAGUUAUGGAAGCUCAAGACGUUUUGCCGUUAACGUCGUUAAAAGAUUUGUCACUUCAACUAACAGUGAAGUUGGGGUUUCAAAUACAAAAAACAAAAGUCUCCGUCACUCGAAACGGAACUCCGUUAUGGAACCAGGACCUCAUGUUCGUCGCCGCCGAACCCUUCACUCACGAGCACCUCAUCUUCACCCUCGAAAGCCAGCAAACGAAAGGAAAGGUAGCCACCCUGGGCGUCGCGAGAGUGCCGUUGACGGCGAUCGAGCGGCGUGUGGACGAUCGAACACCUGUGUCGCACUGGUUCAGCUUUCAAAACCCUAACAAGGAGGAGGAAAGGAGCAGUUACAAGGGUAGAGUCCACCUACGUUUAUGCUUCGACGGUGGAUAUCACGUGAUGGACGAGGCCGCGCAUGUCUGCAGCGACUUCCGGCCGACGGCGAGACAGCUCUGGAAACCACCUAUCGGCACGGUGGAGCUGGGAAUCAUCGCAUGUAAAAACCUUCUCCCAAUGAAAACAAUCGACGGCAGAGGAUUAACGGACGCGUACGCAGUAGCCAAAUACGGUCCGAAGUGGGUCCGUACACGUACAGUAUCUGAAAGCCUGGAUCCUAAGUGGAACGAGCAGUACACGUGGAAGGUGUACGACCCCUGCACUGUCCUCAGCGUUGGGGUGUUCGACAGCUCCGCUGCAUUCCAGAUAGAAGGCUCCAAGGAAGCCACGCAUCCAGAUUUCCGAAUGGGGAAAGUACGGAUACGUAUCUCUACUCUUCAGACGGGUCGAGUGUACAAGAACCGGUAUCCGUUGCUGCUCUUGUCUCCCGCAGGAAAGAAGCAAAUGGGGGAGAUAGAGCUGGCCGUGAGAUUCGUACGUGCCGUUCACACGCUCGACAUCCUCCACGUCUACAGCCAACCUCUCUUGCCCUUAAUGCACCACAUCAAACCUCUAGGAGUGGUCCAACAGGAAAUUCUGCGGAACACUGCUGCCAAAAUAGUGGCCGAACACUUAUCGAGGUCGGAGCCACCGCUGAGGCGGGAGAUCGUGCUCUACAUGUUGGACGCCGACACUCAGGCCUUCAGCAUGCGAAAGGUGCGGGCAAACUGGAUCAGGAUCAUCAAUGUGGUGGCCGGAGUGAUCGACAUAGUCCGAUGGGUCGACGACACUAGGUCGUGGAAGAAUCCGACGGCCACAAUCCUGGUGCACGCCUUGCUGGUGCUGCUGGUGUGGUUCCCGGAUCUCAUCUUCCCCACGCUAUCCUUCUACGUCUUCGCCAUCGGCGCGUGGAACUACAGAUUCAAAUCGCGAGAGCCACUCCCCCACUUCUGCCCCAAGAUAUCAAUGGUAGAGGCGGUUGAUCGGGAGGAGUUGGAUGAGGAAUUCGAUACGGUACCAAGCAGCCGAUCACCGGAGAGGGUGCUUGCGAGAUACGAUAAGCUGAGGACACUGGGGGCGCGAGUGCAGACGGUGUUGGGGGAUGCAGCGACGCAAGGGGAGAGAGUGCAGGCGUUGGUGAUGUGGAGGGACCCACGGGCGACAGGGAUAUUCGUAGGGAUGUGUUUGGUGGUGGCGGUGGUGCUGUAUUUGGUGCCGUCGAAGAUGGUGGCUAUGGCGGGUGGGUUUUAUUACAUGAGGCAUCCCAUGUUCAGGGACAGGGCGCCGUCACCUGCUUUCAAUUUCUUCAGGAGGCUGCCUUCACUUUCUGAUAGGAUGAUGUAAUUGCUUACAAUAUUAGGUGGCAACUGACAAGGCAUGAAUAAGAGCCGUUCUUCAAAUGCAUUUCAUUUCAAACAUGCUGGAAAUUUAAUUCUGCAACGGCCAACGAGAACGUUACGAAAUUCUGGGCGUAAAUAAAAUCAGAAAUUUCUAGAUAUAUGCCCACGUGGACAAUCCUAUUGGUAUGGGAUUUUUUUGUUUUUUUUUUUGAAAUACUGGAAAAGCCAUAAAGCGGCUACUUGACGUGUGAUUCCUUUUGACUAAUACAUAAAUACGUGGAGCUUAUCGUUAUUAUUA
This is a messenger RNA of Vitis riparia (riverbank grape), 3750 nucleotides long. RefSeq names its product FT-interacting protein 7. Bases 295 to 3456 code for a protein of 1053 amino acids. The record is from RefSeq and is a predicted model, not a curated record. NCBI's taxonomy places the organism in Eukaryota, Viridiplantae, Streptophyta, Magnoliopsida, Vitales, Vitaceae. The transcript has a single exon.